Molecule: messenger RNA, 557 nt
Organism: Calypte anna (Anna's hummingbird)
Lineage: Eukaryota; Metazoa; Chordata; Aves; Apodiformes; Trochilidae
Product: cytochrome c oxidase subunit 6A1, mitochondrial
Exons: 3
Coding region: 46-375 (109 amino acids)
Biological process (GO): mitochondrial electron transport, cytochrome c to oxygen
Cellular component (GO): mitochondrial inner membrane
Molecular function (GO): enzyme regulator activity
Source: RefSeq, a predicted model, not a curated record
GCCGCCAUCGGUUCCGGUUCCGGGUGCGCGGCGGUGGCGGAGGGCAUGGCGGCGCUCGGAAAGGUCUCCCGGCUGCUGCGCGGCACCGCCGCCCUGCGCUCCCCGCCGGGCCGGAGCAUGUCGGCCGCGGCCCACGAGGGCGGCGGAGCCCGCCUGUGGAGGCUCUUGACCUUCGUGGUGGCUCUGCCCGGUGUGGCUGUUUGCAUGCUGAACUGCUACCUGAAGGCACAGGAGGAGCACCAGAGACCCGAGUUUAUUCCUUACGCUCACCUCCGGAUCAGGACUAAGCGUUUCCCCUGGGGUGAUGGGAACAAAACUCUGUUCCACAACCCCCAUGUGAAUGCUCUCCCAACUGGUUAUGAAGAUGAGCACUGAGAUCCUGGCCACAGCCACAGCUUUGGCUCUUCCCAUCUUGGUCCAGUGUUGCAUGAGAACCAUCCUUUAGGGAACCAUUACUUAAAAAUCUCUUGAGCUUCUUUUGCAACGAAGCUGGAUGGGGUCAUCACCUCUGUCUGUACUCGUGUGAAGGUCCUUUAAAUAAAAACUCUGAACGUGAA